GUUGCCACUUUGUAGCAUCUCGUUCGCAUAUUGUGGUUUGCUGUAAGUUUAUCUCUAUUGUGAAUCAAUUUAUCAUCAACGAAUUAACUAUUUUUUCAGGUGCCAGGUGAAAAUAAAGAUAUCAAACUGGCGCCGUUUAAGCUUCGCUUUUCCAAGAUGGGAAAAUCAAGAAGUGGGGGAAGUAGUAGCAGUAGUGUUGAAUCUGAUGAUCCACACACGCUUCCAAAUAUGUCGACAGAUUCGGAGGGAUUUUCGGAAUUGCAAAACACCGGAGCCAGUAGCAUUGUUUCGCAAAAUUCAACAAUACCAUAUUCACCGCCACCAUCCUAUGAACACGUUCUCGAGGAGACAAGACUUGAGAGGUCAGCGUCAACUGUAUAUGAAGAGGGUGUAAUAUCAGAUGUCCAGGAUGGACAAAUACUCUCUGAAAUAGACCAAACUUUAGAUCGAGGAUUUAGUGAAACAGAAGCUGUAUUGGGACCAGAGAUUUUGCACAAAUCCAGCAAGGAACUUUAUAAAGCAGUUGCUAAACAAUGGGGUCUCACUUGUAAAAUGAGCGAUCACUGCAGAUGUUUUGAUUGUCAGAGUCGUUACUUUGAUUGCGAUUUCGAAAAGGAUGGCUAUCAAGGAACUGACGGUGGAUUAGGAGCCGGAACUCCAAUGUUCAUCUCAGAAGUAAUGCACGGUACAGCCUGUUCUCUCCUGUAAGGUGAAAUUUCGAGCGACCAACAUCUCUCUCUCUCUCUAUCUCUCUCGUUUGACAGAAUUUUACUCAAUCUAAGCAGCAAUUUUCACGAUGACUCGACGAAAUUGCAAAUUAAUCUUCAAUAAAUUGAAAAAAAAAUUAAAGCAAUUUUCAUGUAAAUGCUUUAAAUAUACAGAAAGAAUAAAAAUUCUUUUCAUCAUCUUGUCAUGAGAAAAGAAACAUUAAAGCAGUUUGAAAAUGAAGUGAAGGAGAAGUAUACCGAAGAAAAAUGCAUUUCUUCCCUUUUAAAAGCAUUUUUACUUGUACGAAAUGAAUGAAACAAAAGUGGAAUGCUAUAAACUCAAUAUUAGUCCUAUCAGGGAUCUUUUGGCAAAAUUAAUAUUUUCUUCCGAAGAAAUAUAUUUUUAAAAAAAUUUCCAGUUUAUUUUUAUUUUUCAAUUUACGUUAAAUUUCAAACUAUCUAGAAAAGAAAAAAAUAUUCUAUAUUUUCGACGAAUAUUUAAUCUGAUAAUUAAUUUAUCAUAAAUUUAAUUAUUCCAAUACACAUAUACAAAAACUUUAUUCCCUGAAAUAAUUGAAAUAUUUUCUUAAUACAGAGGAAUGUAAAGAGAAAUUUAUAUUAUAUUGAAAAUGAUGAGCCAAAAACAAUUGGAAUUUUAACUUCAUGCAAAUUCCACUUAAAACCCAAAUGUAAACUAAGCCUAUUUUCAUAAACAAUUUUCAUAUUUUCCUUUCAAAUACUUAUUUUUUUAACAGAAUUUUUUUUCAAAAUUAUUACUCUCAUCACUACAAUAUUUUAAAAUCCAUUAAAAUUGUAGUUUUAAUUUAAUUUGUAUUUUAUUAUAAAAAAGGAAAAAAGUCAUUUAUAGGAAAAUUCAGAUCCCUGAAAAAUUAACUGUUUGUGCUUUUUUAAUUAUUAUACACAUAUAUGUGUAUAUAUGUUUAUAUAAUAACUAAAAAAAACUACAAAAAAUUUGUAUUUUGCAAGAGCGGAGAAAAUCGAAUCGAUUUGCAAAUUGUGAAAUUAUAUGUGCGACCCUUUUUCUAAUCUAAUAAAUGCAAAAAAGGGUUCCAAAACUAUAUUUGUAUACUUAUUGUGUAAGAACAAUAGAAAAAAAAUAA
Messenger RNA from Leptopilina heterotoma, 1828 nucleotides. RefSeq lists its product as uncharacterized. The coding region runs from base 157 to 708 and encodes 183 amino acids. The record is from RefSeq and is a predicted model, not a curated record. The transcript has 4 exons. NCBI's taxonomy places the organism in Eukaryota, Metazoa, Arthropoda, Insecta, Hymenoptera, Figitidae.